Messenger RNA from Saccoglossus kowalevskii, 3936 nucleotides. RefSeq names its product aminopeptidase N-like. NCBI's taxonomy places the organism in Eukaryota, Metazoa, Hemichordata, Enteropneusta, Harrimaniidae. Gene Ontology annotation, biological process: peptide catabolic process; proteolysis. Gene Ontology annotation, cellular component: membrane; cytoplasm. The record is from RefSeq and is a predicted model, not a curated record. Gene Ontology annotation, molecular function: metalloaminopeptidase activity; zinc ion binding; peptide binding.
AUGGAAACAUCCGAAUCGCAGCUCGCGCUCGCACGACUUAGUAGUGUGAUAUCGGAUAACGGUGCCGAGGUGCAGUUUGGUCAGGACGGACCCGCUAGUAGCACUGCCUCUACGAAAAUCGCGAUUCAUUCGCCGAACGAUACGCAACCGGACGAAAAUGUGGCGGUCAAGACCUUUUGUAAUCGGCGCAGAUGCUCGUGCGUUUUGGUAACUUUGUUAUUGUUUGUCGUCCUGGUCGUUAUGUCCGUGGCGUUGGCUUUAACGUCGAAGCAGUCGGGCGUACCGGCGUGUGUGUCUUUGUGUAACUCAACCGCUAAUGAAUCCUCAGCAUUUCCGAUGACAGACGUAGAAAGGGAAAACUCGACUGUUAGUAUGAAUAUGACUGGGUACAUUUGGGAGGAGUCCCGUUUACCCUUUUCCGUAAUUCCGACAUUUUACCAAAUCCUCCUUAAUAUCGAUAUAAGCUCUAGACGAUUUGCAGGAAAAGUUGAAAUAGAGAUAUUGUGCCAACAAACAACCAACUUGUUAAUUCUGCAUGCCCACCAGAUAAAUAUCGAGAAUACUGUCGCCAUGGUGAUGGAUCUACACACUGGGGCUAACUUGACCAUUAUAGACAGAUUCCAAUACGCCCUGUAUCAGUAUGACGUCAUCGUUCUGCAAGAGCAACUGGAAACAAACUCCCGUUAUCUGCUGACCAUAUCAAACUUUUCAGCGCUGUUAUCGGAGAACUACGAGAAUUUUGCCGGAGGUUUUGGACUGUAUCUGUCGUCCUAUGAGUCUCCGACGAACGGGACCAGCUUUUGGAUGGAAUCGGGCAGGCUUGAUGCAGUCAGACUUGUACUCGGCGACAACUGCAUUCACAGUCCUCCAGUCGUUGUUGUCGACGGCGGCGGCGGCGGCGGCGGCGACACCAUGGCGACUUCCCCAACGACAACGCAAGUACAGACGUUUCCAUCGAACAAUUUAAACUACGGCUGUAACAAGCAAGUCAAGGACCUCGAAGUGCGCAUCACAGAGUUUCAACCCCACGCCAAUGGACUUUACCUUUCGCGUUAUAAGGCAGCUUUUCUAGCUACCUCCAUCCUUCUUCUGUGCCUCGCCGUGGUACUACUUGUAGUGUUUGUCAUGAAAGAACCAGCAUGCAUUGACGGUCCCAUUGCCACGCAACCACCCACCAAAAGUGUAGCCGCUGUAUUAGGGGAUCCCUCGUGGCAUAGUUACCGCCUGCCUACAACUUUAAAACCUUUGUUUUAUAGGCUUGAAUUGCACCCUUUCAUCGAAAAGGAAUACUUAAGUGGUAGGGUCGAGAUAACCCUGACAUGCUUGCGCCCAACUAAUUUUAUUCUUCUCCAGAGUGACUUUUUGGAAGUGACAUCAGCUACUUUAGAAUCAAACAAUCCAGCACAACAUUCGCCGAGCAUCGUCGAUGAUCCGGUAUAUUCCGAAAUAUACAGUUACGUUUUGUUUAAAUUAGACAGUGACCUCGUGGAAGGUGGACAAUACACAAUUCAUAUUGAAUAUUCGGGAUAUAUACUGUCCGAUGUUGGUCUUUAUAGAACGGGGUACAUUGAUGACAAUGGAGAAAAUAGGUAUCUGGCGGCAUCGUUUCUAUCGCCAGUGUCGGCCAGGAAAGUGUUUCCGUGUUUCGACGAGCCAAGCUUCAAAGCUAAUUUCAGCAUCACCCUUAUUCACGAAGCAAAGUACAUUGCGCUGUCGAACAUGCCGGAGAAACUGUCGCCGUACGGUAAAGAGAAAAGACAAGACGGGUUGAUAGCGACGCAUUUUGAGACUACCCCAAAGAUGUCUACCUAUUUACUAGCGUUUAUUGUGUGCGACUUUGCACAUAGGGCCACCGUAUCUAACCACGGACGUGUCGAGUUCCGGGUGUGGGCACGCAAAGGAGCCAUGGACCAGGUAGCGUACGCGUUAGACAUUGGACCAAAGAUAUUCACGUAUUUAGAGAACUAUGCGUCCAUACCAUAUUCCUUGCCAAAAAUGGAUAUGAUAGCAUUGCCGUCGUUGGUGGCCACUGGAAUGGAAAACUGGGGGCUGAAUACGUUCAGGGAAAAUGUGUUACUUUACAAGGAAGAACUGUCAUCGAGUCGGGAUAAACAAUGGAUUGCACUCCUUAUUGGCCAUGAACUCAGUCACCAGUGGCACAGCAACCUUGUGACGCAGGCGUGGUGGGACGAACUCUGGUUGAAAGAAGGCUUCGCCACCUUUAUGGGAUUAAAAGCUGUGGAUUACGUUCAUCCGGAUUAUCAAAUGAUAGCGCAGCAAUUUCUUUGUGACGAUUUGCAUAAUGUGUUUUUAUUGGAUUCAUUGUCGACGUCACAUCCGGUUAACCAACACGUCGACACUCCCAGUGAAAUCUUGGACAAUUUUGACAUGAUUGCGUACCAAAAGGGUUCAGCUUUAGUCAGAAUGAUGUACUUCUUUCUUGGCGAGGAAACAUUUACUCAGGGUUUAUUUAAAUAUUUGAACGACAAUGCUUAUGGGAGUGCAACAUCUCAGGAUCUAUGGGUUGCAAUGGAUUGGGCUGCAAAAAAGAAUGAUUUACCAGUGGAUGUGCCUACAGUUAUGGAUAGAUGGCUUCUACAAAUGGGUUACCCACUAGUGACGAUCACACGAGACUAUCGCAACAAACGGGCAACCAUUAGUCAACGUCAUUUCCUAAUUGAUAAAGGCAUUAACGGAACGGUCAGAGAAUCUCCCUAUGAUUAUUCAUGGCACAUUCCAGUAACGUAUACGUAUGGAGGGAAAGAAAGAUUCUCAGAUGCUUUCCAAACGUGGCUGAUAACAGAAAAAAAAAUUGUUGAUUUGUCGAGUGUUGACAAUGAUGAAUGGGUGGUGGCUAAUGUUAACCAAACGUAUUACUACAGAGUGAACUACGACAUGGACAAUUGGAACCUAAUUAUAGACCAACUCAAAACCAAUCAUGAGGAUAUAUCAGUGAGCCAAAGAGCCGCUUUGAUCGAUGACGCUUUUAAUUUAGCUAAAUCCGGAGAACUGAGUCAAAUAAUUGGCUUCCGACUCACUGAAUAUCUACGAAAUGAGACUGAAUACUUGCCAUGGAGAACAGCGAUGAGAGUGCUUGGGCACAUCGAUCAACUUCUAGGGCAUACCGUUGCAUAUGGCGUAUUCCAGAAAUACAUGCUUAAACAAGUUGAGUGGUUGUAUGAGAAAGUUGGGUGGAAUGAUACAGGACUUCAACUCGAAAGGUAUCACCGUAUCACUAUACUUGGCGUGGCGUGUCGCUAUGGACAUGCUGGGUGUAUCCAGAAAGCCAGCGAUCUCUACGCUGAUUGGAUGGAGGGGAGAAUUAGUAUCGCCCCCAAUUUGCAGAAGAUAGUGAUUUGUGGUGGAAUAGCCGCUGGCGGGCUUGAAGAGUGGGACUAUGCAUGGCAGAUGUAUAAGGAAUCCAAUGUAGCUUCGGAGAAAUUAAUGUUUUUGGAAGCAUUGGCUUGCUCUGGGGAACUGUGGAUUUUAAGUAGGUACCUGGAACGGACUUUAGACACAAACGAAAUUCCGUUGAUGUUGGCGUUAGAUGUUUAUAAAUCAGUUUCUUCCAACCACUUAGGGAGCUACCUUAUGUGGGAUUUCUUCAGGGAGAAGUGGAGCAUUAUUGUCAAUAGGUACGCCGGUGGACUGUUUCAAAUCGCCCCACUUGUCGAAUCUAUAACAUCAAGUUUUGACACAGAGACCAAGCUACAAGAGCUGCAACUUUUCAUCGACACACAUGUGACUAAGAAGGAAGACAUCGACUCCGGCGUGUUCGCGGGUGGCAGUAGUUUCCUGUCGGCGAUCGAUAAAACCAAAGCUAAUAUCAAUUGGUUGAAGUCCAAUCAAUCGCCUGUACGGGAAUGGCUUCUUGAAGCAAGCCGCGAUGGGUACAAGUUAGCUAAAUUUGCUGGAAUGAUAGCGGAUUUGGAGUGA